GUGCAUAUUUAACAAUGAUGUGUAGUGCAAUUCAUGUUUAUGAAUUUGCUAAAACAAGUAUCAAGUAUUUGAUAUUUCAUUGAAUGUUGAGAUUAUUAUCACAAGGUAGCUACUACUGAUAAAGGCUAUAGACACAUAUGCUACACUUUUCAAAAUGAAAACUGGAUAUUUUCCCUUGUCAGUAUAAUAUGCACCUUGCAUGAUCUUUUGGCCAUGGUGGCUACCUUCUUGGGUGUGAAGUGUAGAGAUGAUUUACAGCGCUGGAAAAGUUGCUAAAAUUAUAGGCAUCCCCCCUUGCUGAGGACACGUUACGUUCAUUUUCCAAAGCAGUUGUAGUACUCAACUCUGCCUCUCGCAGUCGCAGUGCACAGACAGAGGGCCGUGAAGCGAGCCUGCUCAGCCGAGCUCAGGCAAGGAGCGUUUUUCUCGCGAGGAAGGGCGCCAUUAUCGGAAUCCCUACAAACAACACGAGAAUUCAUCAUUCACACGGUCUGAAUGAUGGCAGAGCAUGAUUUGGUGGAGAUGGUCCAAAUAGCUGUGGAGGACCUGGGACAAGAGGACCAAUCAGACGUUUUAGAGAACCAUAAUGACGACGAAGGGAAACCGGACAGAAAACGUGCAAGGGUGGACAUCUCCAGCCAGGAUGCCACUCUGAAGUCCCUGUUGUUCUCCAUGAACCAGUCCAUUUGCCAGAGGCUUGACUCCAUGGAGGCCAAGUUGCAGGUGCUUGAGGCUACUUGUCGGGCCCUGGAGGAUAAAUUGGACUCUGUAGUGAACAAGAACCAGGGACCCAUUCAGGUGCCCAUGGUGGCUGGCUCUCCACUGGGGGCCACACAGACCUGGAAUAAAGUGCGCUGUGUGGUACCGCAGACCAAUGUGAUUGUAAGCAGUGACAAGCCAAAGAUCCAGGAGGAGACCAGCACUCGUGCCUCUGAGUCUCUGGAGAACCUCCUGAGCAACACGGUGGGUGGACGGCGUCAGAACACCAUCCUGGUGAAGGUCCCGGUGCAUGAAGAGAGUCAGGACGAGCAGGAGAGCGGCUCGGAGGCCAGCGACUCUAUGCCCGGCAGCGGACAGGGCUCGGCACAGAAUCACAACAACGUCACCCUCAUCACCCUCAACUCUGAAGAGGACUACCCCACUGGCACGUGGCUGGGUGACGACACCAACGCUGAGAUGCGCGUGCGCUGCCCCAUCUCCGCCGGCGACAUGCUGCACAUCAGCACCAACUGCCGCACGGCGGAGAAGAUGGCGCUCACGCUGCUGGACUACCUGUUUCACCGCGAGGUGCAGGCCAUGUCCAACCUCUCCGGCCAGGGCAAGCACGGCAAGAAGCAGCUGGACCCGCUCAUGAUCUACGGAAUCCGCUGCCACCUCUUCCACAAGUUUGCCAUCACAGAGUCGGACUGGUACCGCAUCAAGCAGAGCAUCGACUCCAAGUGUCGCACGGCGUGGCGAAGGAAGCAGCGAGGCCAAAGCCUGGCAGUGAAGAGCUUCUCCCGCCGAACCCCCUCCUCACAGAACAACAGCGGUAACGAUGAGUCAGGGACUGUGUCGGAGGCUCCGAUUGAGACUACCCAGCAGGCCUUGCACUACGCACUCGCAAACCCUCAGCAGGUGCAGAUCCAUCGCAUUGGGGAAGAUGGCCAGGUCCAGGUGAUCCCCCAGGGCCACCUCCAUAUCGCCCAGGUGCCACAGGGGGAACAGGUCCAGAUCACCCAAGACAGUGAGCUGGAGCUACAGCUACACAGGAGACACUGUGGCGAAGCUGGCAAAGCCAAAAAUGUUGUGAGGGGGCCGCAGCUCAUCGCAGUGGCGUCAACGGAUCCAGGGGCUGGGGGGGUAGAAGCCUCCCCCCUGCAAGGCAACGACAUCCAGGUGCAGUACGUCCAGCUGGCCCCCGUCACGGACCACACGGCUGCUGUGCAGGCUGAGGGGCUGGGCCCUGAGAUGGAUGUGAAGGACACCAUCCAAAUCCAGCAAGGCGAGAACGGCGAGGUGGUGCAGAUCCAGAUGCCCGUGAGCAGCGUUGGCACGUGAGACCGCCGCCCCCAACCCUGUCUGUGGGCAGCGAGACGCACACCAAGCCAGGCCUCACGGCCGGAGCAGCUGAGGGACAACGAGGAGGAGGAAGAAGAGGAGGAAGAAGAAGGGUUAAGCAGUAAAACUGAAAAUAACUGAGAAUGAAGUACCCACAAGUCAGAGGUGCUUCACUUCAGCGCCUUCUCCAUCUCCAGUCCUCUUGGCCCAAUCAAAGUAGUGAUCGUUUUCUAUUGACUUUGUAUUGCUUUAUUAUUUUACUAAUAACUUGUCUGGUGAGCACUGGAACAUGCUAGACCGAGGGGGCGGUGGCCGGCAUUUUUGAGCUCCUUCAUUGGCGGUGUUUGAGCGGGGCAGAUAAAGCGCUGGCUCCGUCGGACGCCAUCAUUCCGUCAGCUUCACGAGCACACAUUGGAGUCGCAGCCUCAGCGAAGUGCAGAUUUGAAAGGAAUUAAGCCUCUCCAUUAAUCUUUUCUAUUUUUUUUCCCCUUGGAAAAAUAAAAGACUCUCGCCAAGCUGAGACCCUCUCUUCUCACGCCCUCUGCCAUGUGAAGUCUUAUUUUGUUUGUCAUGAAGGUCACCUACAGAACACCCUGACAGACAGUGUUACACAAAACCCUUUCUUUUGCUAGUAUUCAUUUGUACUGUCUUUUCUCUUUGCUGGUUAGAUGUUUUUUUUUGUUUUUUACUGUUUGUGACUCAUUUUCUUUUGUUUGUGUGCUUUUUAGUUCUCCGUAGCCCAACUGUAACGACUUGAGAGUGGUGAGCCACAUAACAUGUUUGUGUCCUCAUACCUUAGUGGAGAACAUUGCGAAAAAUAUUGGUUGGGGUUUAGAGUUUUUGUAGAAUGCAGUUGACUGAUAGAAAACAUGAUUUUGGUAAGAGACACUCUCUCGCACAGAAGAAGUUGCUUUGUGUUGAACAUGAAACCCAGCUUGGUUUCUCAUGCUAUUGUUUUGGUUUGUGUGUGUAUGUGUGCGUGUGAGUGAAAGAUGUAAAUAAAUAUCUAUGGGCUGCUCAGGAUUUGCCCUUCAUUUA
Messenger RNA from Clupea harengus (Atlantic herring), 3078 nucleotides. RefSeq names its product BTG3 associated nuclear protein (gene banp). Bases 496 to 2040 code for a protein of 514 amino acids. Lineage: Eukaryota; Metazoa; Chordata; Actinopteri; Clupeiformes; Clupeidae. The transcript is spliced from 14 exons. The record is from RefSeq and is a predicted model, not a curated record. Gene Ontology annotation, molecular function: DNA binding. Gene Ontology annotation, biological process: protein localization to nucleus; negative regulation of protein catabolic process.